GUGACUCACUGCCUCGGCUGCCGUGUUCACCUCUCUCCAUAUGCGGCUUCAUCACAUCUCCCCGAAGAAUUUUUCAAACCUUCUUCAAAUUCUUCGCAUAGUCCACUGUUUUCGCCACUAAUCCUUCGAUUUCGACGUUGUUUACAGUAGAAAUUUGAAGAUUCUUGUGUUGAUUUCGCCAUUUUUCUCUCCUGAUUUCGUUUGUUUAGUUUAGUUUUGUGUUGUUCUCUCUUUGUUCGAUUCGAUAUGAUGAGCCAUGGAGAUCAGGAGGAAGAAGCGGACCUUCACUCAUCUCGUGACGAAAUGGAGAGUUUGGUUCUUGAUGAUCCUCCUGACGAGCAAUCUCAUGGUAGGAACGGUCAAUUGAGUCGGCCGGUGACGAUUAACUAUGAUCCCUUGCUUUCAUCGUCGCCAUCUUAUGUGGACCGUCAAAGCCCUGAUUCACCUUUCGAUUCCUUUCUUGAACCUCCUUCUUAUGCAGAGGCCAUUUUCACUUCUUUUGAUUCGUCCUCUAAUGGUCGCGAUGGUAGCCCUGAUUUCUCUUCCACGCCGAACGCUUUGAGCUCAGAGUUCUUGAGUAUUUCGGUUUCGGAUCCGCAGAGAAUGGAUGAGCUAAACAAUUCGUUGGUCCCUGGUGGAAGUGGUUACUACACGUAUCUGAUUACGACGAGAACUAAUCUGCCCGAGUACGGAGGACCUGGAUCCGAAUUCGGUGUUCGAAGGCGGUUCAAGGAUGUUGUAGCAUUGUCUGAUCGAUUACUCGAAGCAUACCGUGGAUUUUUCAUACCGAUGAGGCCGGAUAAGAACGUGGUGGAGAGCCAAAUGAUGCAAAAGCAGGAGUUUGUGGAGCAAAGGAGGAUUGCAUUAGAGAAGUAUUUGAGGAAAUUGGCAUUGCAUCCAGUAAUCCGGAAAAGUGAGGAGUUGAGAAUGUUUUUGGAGGCAAAGGGUUCAUUGCCAUUAGUUAGAAACACUGAUGUAGCUUCAAGGAUGCUUGAUGGAGCGGUGAAGCUGCCGAGACAACUAUUUGGGGAACCAGCAGCGGCUGUAGAUUUGCAGGAGGUGGCAAAACCCGCAAAAGGAGGCAGAGAUUUGUUGAGAAUCUUUAAGGAGUUGAAGCAAUCAAUGGCAAACGAUUGGGUUGGGGCAAAGCCGAUGGUUGUGGAAGAAGAUAAGGAGUUUUUGGAGAAGAAAGCGAAAUUAAUGGACAUUGAACAGCAACUUAGCGAUGUCUCCCAACAGGCUGAAUCACUCGUGAAAGCUCAGCAAGACAUUGGUGAGACAAUGGGGGAACUGGGAUUAGCAUUUGUAAAGCUUUCCAAGUUUGAGACGGAUGAAGCUAUUGUCGAGGCUCAAAGAGUACGAGCUGCUGACAUGAAGAAUCUGGCCACUGCUGCUGUUAAAGCCAGCAGAUUGUAUAGAGAACUAAACUCACAAACAGUGAAGCACUUGGAUAAGCUUCACGAUUAUCUUGGAGUUAUGUUAGCUGUCAAUGGUGCAUUUUCUGACCGAGCAAGCGCUCUACUGACAGUUCAGACCCUUUCAUCAGAUUUAUCUUCCUUGCAUACAAGGAUUGAGAAGCUUGAGGUUGCUUCAUCCAAGAUAUUUGGUGGAGACAGAUCCAGGUUGCGGAAAAUUGAAGAGUUGAAAGAUACUGUGCACGUCACAGAAGAUGCUAAGACUCGUGCAGUAAGAGAAUAUGACCGGAUCAAGGAAAACAAUAGAAGUGAGCUCGAGAGGCUCGAUAGGGAGAUGCAAGAAGACUUUACACAGAUGUUGAGAGGUUUUGUCCUUAAUCAGGUGGGAUAUGCAGAGAAAAUGGCAACUGUUUGGAAGAAUCUUGCAGAAGAAACUAGAGACUACCAGAAACAGAAAGAUCACAGCUGAAAAUUUUGGUUGUAGUUUUUACAAGAAUGUAUACAAAACACACCUUUUGAUUAAUGAGGAGUUUCUUGUAGUCUUAGCGAGCGGAUCGGUGUACGUGUUCAUGAUGGUCUUGUAAACUCUUUCGUCGAGCGCUUUAUUUACACGAUAUGUAGAAGAAUUUAUUCUCAAA
This is a messenger RNA of Benincasa hispida (wax gourd), 2053 nucleotides long. RefSeq names its product sorting nexin 2B-like. Lineage: Eukaryota; Viridiplantae; Streptophyta; Magnoliopsida; Cucurbitales; Cucurbitaceae. The record is from RefSeq and is a predicted model, not a curated record. Gene Ontology annotation, molecular function: phosphatidylinositol binding.